AUGGCUUUGGUACUCUAUGCACCAUCAUUGGCACUUAGUCAAAGUUUGAUCCUAGUUGGUGGCUUUAAGCGUGUAUUUUCGAUUGCUUCCCAAGGUGGCCGUAUAGAAUUUGAUAAUGCAAGUUUGGAUCCUCGAACACGUCACACAGUUUGGUCAAUUUUAAUUGGUAAUUCUGUUCAUGCAUUGUUGCUCUAUAGUUUCAAUCAAGUACAAGUACAACGAUAUAUGUGUGUUCGAUCGACUCGAGGAGCACAAGCAGCUCUUCUGAUCAAUAUCAUUGGUGUUGCUAGUCUCAUUCUUCUCACGGGCUUUAUGGGUGUUAUUAUCUAUGCCUACUACGUCGAUUGUGAUCCAUACACGACUGGUCGUGUUCAAAAUGUUGAUCAAAUCUUUCCAUACUUCAUUAUGGAUGCAUUGGGCAACAAGAAGGGUAUACCAGGCUUAUUUCUUGCUUGUGUAUUCUCGGGUACGCUCUCCACCAUUUCAUCUGGGAUCAAUAGUUUAGCAGCAGUUAUUAUCGAAGAUGUCUACAAGGGCCUCAUGAAAGGACAGCUAAGCGAUGAGCAACAAGGCAUUGUAUCAAAAAUACUUUCAGUCAUUGUGGCUGUAAUGGUGAUGUUUUUUACCUAUAUCGUAAGCUAUUUGGGUUCGGUGAUCAAUGCAGUGAUAUCAAUGUCUGGUGCCCUUUGUGGACCCAUCACGGGAAUAUUCUUUCUUGGUUUUUUUUUCCCGCAAGCCAAUCGACGAGGAGCGAUGUUUGGAUUUUUCGCAGGUUUAGCGUCACAACUCUGGAUCUUCUUUGGCGCUCAACUAACGAAAAAUCAAAGAAGCAGUGGUCGGCUACCAUUAUCGGUAGCCAAUUGCACAAAUUACAACGAAUCGGCACUCAUAAUCGCGAACACGACAUCAGCAAUCACACACAUCAAGUAAGUGAACAUUUAAUUUCAUUGUCUACUGGCCUAAUUUAGAUAAUUUUGAUAACUUGUCAAACUUUGACUUAUUCCUUUGAUUCUUUCUAAAGUUGAUGAACUUUUUUCUACCUAAUCUGUUUUUGUAACAUUUAUUCGACACUGUCUAGUUCAACAGUUGAAUGUAUAGUAAAUCCUCGUUCGAUGUUCAGUGUUUUCAUUUGAGUGACAAAAGAAUUUCAAAGAUUGUCAUUGCAUUUAAAUGUUUUAUCUGGAUCUCAGGUGUGUUUAUGAAGUAUCAAUUGAUCUUUGUCUUAUUUUGAGGUCUAAUCCAUUGCUUGGUAUUUAUUCAGUGAGUUACAUGUGGUACACACUGAUUGCUGUUGGUUCUGUGCUGAUUGUUGGCGUUCUGAUAUCCUAUCUCACACAUCCCUUGAAAUCACAUGAAAUUGAUCCUAAAAUAAUCAUUCGAAUGAGUGACGUGUGCAGAUUUUGCUGUUGGUCACAACAACGACAAAAACGGUUCAAAUGUGUUGUCUACGACGAAGUCGCUGUUGUGCAGGAGGUAGUGUUUCUGAGAUUCUUCUUCCAAUCAAAUAGCCUACAUUCUUCUAUAUAGGAAUCAAAAGAUACGGAAAUACCGUCAACGAUGUUACCAACCAGCUAAUAACGUGCAUUGCUUCGAUGAACAAUUAGAUUUAAAAAUUUCUAAAAUAUUACAAGAUAAAUAUUUUUCCUAAUUACAUCAAUCAGUAAUGUAGUUCAUAUGUGCGGUGUGAAUGUGGGCGAAUUCAAUAGUUUUAAUUGUAGCUAAGGGUGGGUGUGGGUGUGCGUAUUCCUUCUGUUUACCCCACACCCCAGGCCAAUCACGCCCGAUCGGAUUCUGUCGGUUCCAGAUAAUUCCGACGGAAGCCUAUCCCAAUUUUGUCGAAAUCCUAACUAACGGAUUCCGACAUCGGAUUUGCAUAAAGUCCGAUCGAAUCCUGUCUGUUUCUGUUGGAUUUUAUCAGAUUCCGGUCCAGAUAUCGUCGGAAUCCGUCAGUUAGGAUUGAUUGACCUGAGACCCACACCCACACCCUGUUUAUGUAAAGGAGAACACAAGAGAGAGAGAAAUCUAGAUUUUCUUCAACUUUGUAUAGAAUGAGAGAAAAUUUCAGUAUUGAAAGGGUUAAUAGACUUGUCGUAAGAGAUUGAUGCAAAAUUAAUUCUUGUAAAAAUAAAGAUCCUUUAUUUAGAUAUCGGGUGUAGAUGUGACUGUAGUCUAGAUAAAAACCACACCCUCAUUUAUUUUACUUCUUCUAUUUGAUUCUUUAUGUCCUUCUUUAGAGUGAUUCGUAGAGAAUCAGAGAGCAUUUUUAAAAAGUUACAUAAUAAAUUCAAUUUUCAAAGUAUCAAUCGAAUUUUAAAUUAUACUUAAUCAUCUGAAUUUUUGAAUAAUUAUCGAAAUCAAAUUCUCGAGAUGAUCAAUCCGUUGAUAUUAUCGUUUAUACUGAUAAAAUUCUAAUGAAUAUUAUUUUACAUUACUUGUAAAUAAUUAAUAGACAUUUAUUUGUUUAUUAUUUAAAUGAUAUUCAUAAAAUGUUUAUGUGCAAGACCAAGAGACACUGUGUAGAAUGAGGAAGUAACAACUUUCUCUUCAUAAAUACAUUGAUAUUCAUUUGUAUCUUAGUCAUCUUUUGAAUAAAGCAUGAUGACAAUUUCCGUAUUUAUUGUCAUAUUUUCGUUCUGUCUUUAUGAUGAUUUAGAGUGGUAAGAUAAGCAUUUUUUUAUAUGAUAAGUCAACAGUUGCACAUCGACAUAUACUUACCUAACGAAAAUCUUAACUCAUAUGAAAAUAAUGUUGUUAAUACAUUUUGAGUUACUGAGAAAAUUAAGUAAGUUCGAAUGAUCUCCCAACUAUGUUGAUAUGAAAACGGCUUUUCAAUGCUAUCGACUUUCGUGCUUGUUAAAAAAAAUACAGUUAAGUAGCAUGCUUCCCGAUAAGUUUAACUUCUUGGUAAAUAAAUAAGUAUGGGGUGUGGAUAUGGUUUGAGAGAUGAUCCAGAGCUUAAAGACCUACACCCACACCCACACCCCGACGCUAUAAGUCUGGAUAAUAAAAUACCAAUUUUCAUCACUGACAGUGAUGAUCUAGAUCAUGUAUACUUGAAUACUUUUUCGUUUUUUUCUCAUCGAAUAAAAUUACUAUUCAAGAUGAUGGCGUUUCAGUUUGUUGUUGAUAGCUGUAAUAGUAAAUUCUUAAUGUUAUGUUUUGAAUUGAAACCUCUUAACAAAUUCACCAUUGACAUUAAUAUUUACUUACUCUAUAUUUAUGAGUGCCUACGAAAUUUUAGUCAAUUUGAAUAUAUUUAUUGCAUCUAACAUGAGUGAUCGAUAAAAAACAUUCAACCGGUACAUAAAUACGAUAUAACGUGAUUUAUUAGAAAAAUAAAAGCAAAAUGGAUAUUGGAUUAUAAAACUGCUAUAUGAAUUAGAUAAUCUCUUGCUUAUAUUACUGUUGCAAAGUAAAAAAAAAUAUAUUAAUCGUCAAAUUAUUAAUUGCUUAAAUGACGUCGUAUAAAAUCAAGUAACUCGCUUCUUAAAUUGGUAACUUCAACUUGUGGUGGAAUAUGAGACAUACUCUGUAGUAGUUUUUCUCGACUUCUCGUAUAAACACACAGAGGAAUUUCUGUUGAGUCAAAGACAUUGUCUAUCAGAUUUUUCACAUCGAUGAGAUUUUUCUGUUCACUAACAUAGUAACCUCUGCAAAUAACUAACAUUUUUUCUCGUUGUUUGAGAUUAUGUAAGUUUGUUUUGAGAAAAGUGGAUGCUUCAGCUAACGUUGGACUAAAAUGGAUCUCCAAUAAAGGAUGAUUUCGGUGAAUAUUUUCAGUUGCUGUUGGAUCAUUUCCUUGCGAAUCAACCCAGAGAAGGAAUUGCUUCGAUACCAUAUUUGAAGAAAUAGAACGACAUGGUUCCAAAAUUGGACUUUCAGAAGAGAGUUCUACAACAAAUGAGAGAAUGCGAUAAUUAGAUAUUUGUGUUCGAAUUGUAGACAAAGAAAAGGUCAAUAGAAUGAUAUAACGAAAGAUUACAGUUGUACACGGUUGGAAAUAAUAUUAU
This is a messenger RNA of Rotaria sp. Silwood1, 4010 nucleotides long. The record is from the annotation of a GenBank genome assembly. NCBI's taxonomy places the organism in Eukaryota, Metazoa, Rotifera, Eurotatoria, Philodinida, Philodinidae.